GGCCACCUUGGGGACAAUUUUGGGGACCAAUUGCACAUUUUUGGUGUCCCCCCCCUGCAGGCCUACGUGGUGCUGGGGCAGUUCCUGGUGCUGAAGAAGGACGAGGAGCUGUUUCGGGAAUGGCUGCGCGACGCCUGCGGGGCCAACGCCAAGCAGAGCCGCGAUUGCUCCGGCUGCCUGCGCGAGUGGUGCGAUGCCUUCCUCUGAGCCCCCAAAUCCCCACCUUUCACCCCAAAAUCCACCUUUCCCCACCCCGCGUACGACUUCCUUACCCCGAAUCCGGACCCCGCGUCCCGAAUCUCGUCGCCGAAUCGCGUCCCCGCGCCGCUUGGUUGGAUGGGUGACCCCAAAGGGUCGGGAGCCGGGGAGCCCUGUGGGUUCUGGGCUCUUUGGGGGGAUCGAAUUUGGUCUUUUUGGGGUCAAAAUUGGGUUUUCUGAUCUCAAAAUUGGGUUGGGGGGACUUAAAUCUGAGCUUUAGGGUCCCAAAAUCGGACUUUGGGGUCCCAAGAUCAGUUUUUAGGGCACCAAACGGGUCUUGGGACCUCAAAAGGGGUCUUUGGGGUCUCAAAGUUGGGCUCUGGGAUCCCAAAUUUGGUCUUUUUUGGGUCAAAGUUGGUUUUUCUGAUCUCAAAGUUGGGUUUGGGGGACUUAAAUCUGAGCUUUGGGGUCCCAAAAUUGGACUUUGGGGUCCCAAGAUCAGUUUUUAG
This is a messenger RNA of Phasianus colchicus (ring-necked pheasant), 707 nucleotides long. The record is from RefSeq and is a predicted model, not a curated record. NCBI's taxonomy places the organism in Eukaryota, Metazoa, Chordata, Aves, Galliformes, Phasianidae.